AGAAUUGCGAUUCAUUCAAACUUUUGAGAGAAGCUCGAGAAAAGCAAUUUGUGCGGUAUCUGAAUAUAACUUCCUCUGGACCAUGGGUCCUCCAUCGAUUCACCCUUCCUUUCACCCCAUCCUCAUCGCCUUUUCACAAACUGUAUGGCCACCUCUCCGAUCCUGUCCGGAUCUUCACCAUUUCUGGCGAGUUUUCCGGGCACAGAAUCCCAUUGAGUGAGGAUUUACUCAAUGCUCGAAUGGUUAUGGAGGCGAAGCUAUCUAAUUUGCCAAAGGAGGCUGAUAGUGAGGAUGUUGAGAGUGAUGAUGAUGCCCAAUUCAAUGACCCUGACGUCCGUAACGGUAUCGUGACAUGUGCGGCGCUCUCCCUUGAUGGUCACCAUGUAGCUCUUGGUUUUGGUAGUGGUGUCAUCGAACUUGCUGAUAUCGACCUUCAGCACACGACUUCCCGAUUCCAGCUCAAUCCACCCAACCAUCCAGUCUGGAUCGAAUUUGUCCAUGGCAGCCACCAAGUUGCUGCUGAGGACAAUGAGGGAAACGUCACCAUCCUUAGACACGAUAUGACUUCCAUUAAUAUCGGUACUCUUCCCAACAAUCCUCUUCCUGCUGUAACUCGAGUAUCAGAUAAUGGAUUAUUUAUCAUACGGGUUCCAUGGAACGCUGAUAGUUCUUGGUACGACAGCAUGACCCUCAUAUCCAUUUCGGGUGACCCGCAUAUGCAGCACCUCGCUUCUCCUCCUUCCGACUUGGAUUAUUCACCUCCCCAUCACAUGCUUGCUAUUCCUCACCGUCGUACACUUGGCUUUUCUCCAGGAGCACGUUAUAUUGGCGCUUUCGAUGGCCUCAGGGCUUUCACCUGGUCGACAGAUUCGGGUGAGCUCAUUGCGGGUUAUCGUGUGAUGGAUUUUGAAUCUUGGAUUAUGCAUCCUGCUGUUUCCCCCGCCUGCUCUCAUCGCAUCCCUGAUCCUGUAUCUGCUCGACCUACCCUUCCCUUGACAGAAGGUGGAGCAGCAGAUCGACAUCAUUCCGAAACAGAUAUGUUGGACGAGUCCUGGAUUAAGUGUCCAUUUUAUGUUCUCUUGCAAAGUGAGGAGGAUGAGUGGGAUGGGUGGAACAAGAGGGACAAGGGGUGGCAGAAGUUAAUAAUCCAUUCGUCUGCUGCCGGAAGAACCCCACUGUUCAGGACCGACGGAAACGCUAAGCUACUAGUUCUCUUCAAUGGCAAAUUAGAAUUCAUUAUUCCCAAGGAGUAUCGACCAGUUGAUUCUUAUGGUGCCAAUGGUCUAGACGCUUGGUGUGGUGAUCAAGUGAUGUCUGAUCCUACCUGUCUGUACAGCCCUCGGUCCAGCAAAGAUGGGACUCGAAUUCUCUUCCAAGGCCGGCAGACAGCUCCAAUUGUUGUUGAUCUCAGCCAAGUCCUUUAGGAUGUUCGUGGUCAAUUUCAAUACCUUCCUAUUUGCCUUGCGCGUUCUCAAAGCGGGAAUCGCGAAGUUGCCCUUCCAUCUUUCUGCACUUCCCUCGGACAGGGUCCCCUUUCCCUAGGGUGCAGUGGGCAUAAAUAAAGCUCGGAGACUUCAACAGAUUUAUAGCCAUUCCUCCGUUGGACUGUUGUUUAGUCCUGGGUCAGACAAUAUGGAUGCUCAGCGUUGCGCCCACAAAGGUUUUUUGAUUUUGCCUUUUCAUAAUUCCUUCAUUCGCUUUCACCCCGGGUCAGAAUAAAGGUAUGAUCUGUCCAUUUGAGUUAACCUGCGCCACUUUGGCCGAAACAAAUUUUCUAUUUUACUUUGAACGCACUGAAAAAUCGGUAUUUCUUUUACCGUUCCAUCGUUUCACCCUCAGCUGCGCACAAUG
Cantharellus anzutake is the source of this 1851-nucleotide messenger RNA. RefSeq lists its product as uncharacterized. The coding region runs from base 240 to 1424 and encodes 394 amino acids. The transcript has a single exon. Gene Ontology annotation, molecular function: protein binding. The record is from RefSeq and is a predicted model, not a curated record. NCBI's taxonomy places the organism in Eukaryota, Fungi, Basidiomycota, Agaricomycetes, Cantharellales, Hydnaceae.